AUGGCUGAGACGACAAAUGAUACAGCUGCAACUGCAGCUGCAGCUGCGGACCCCCAACCGCCGGUUGUCACAUUCAAAAAGCGCGGCGCAAAGGCGAGUCAGAACAUCCGCAAAAGACCAGCACCGCCUCCCGUAUCGCAAGACGACGAUUCUUCCGACUUUUCCUCCUCUGAAGACGAAUCGGGUCACAGAAUAAAGCGCAGAAAGAACAAGGGUGCUGGGGUUGUCUCUGCUUCAUCUGCGACUACCAAGCCUGUCGAUCGGGAACCUGCGGCCACCGCCACCGGGGAUGGCAAAGUCCAGCUUGCGGAUACGAACGACGCCACAAAACACGUCGACUGGUUUGACGAGGAUUCUAAGGAUGCGCGCUCAUCGAAACCGCAAUCUGCCUCGAAUGAGCCGCAGAUGCCGGAUGGCACAUAUAGGGGACUGGCGAACCAGACGUCAUUCAUCAAGAAGAAUCCGAAUGCGCCGAACAGGUCAUUCGGACCGAUCAAGGCAGCGACCAAUAUCCGUACUAUAACAGUGACGGACUACUCUCCAGAUGUGUGCAAGGACUACAAGCAGACUGGAUUCUGUGGUUUCGGUGAUAAUUGUAAAUUCCUUCACGAUCGAAGCGACUACAAACAAGGAUGGGAACUGGAUCGAGAGUGGGAGACCGUCACCAAGGGCAAACAAUUGAAGGGAACAGUGGUUGCGAGUGCCGAUCGGACAACGACGGAGAAUAAAGACGACGAUGAAGAGGCCAUGCUGGAAGACAUCCCGUUUGCCUGUUUUAUCUGCAAGGGGCCAUACAGGGAGCCGAUCGUCACGAAAUGCGGUCACUACUUCUGCGAGCAGUGUGCUCUGCAAAGAUACAGGAAGGACCCAAGCUGCGCAGCCUGUGGAUCCGCCACGAAUGGAUUAUUCAGUUCGGCCAAGAGAUUGAAAAAGCUGCUAGAGCGCAAGAGGGAACUUGCGGCGAAGAGGAGACAAGAGGCUAUCGAAGCUGGUGAGGAAGUGAGUGACGAGGAAGACGAAGAAUGA
Messenger RNA from Aspergillus niger, 1026 nucleotides. RefSeq lists its product as uncharacterized. Bases 1 to 1026 code for a protein of 341 amino acids. Gene Ontology annotation, molecular function: metal ion binding. Gene Ontology annotation, cellular component: U2-type spliceosomal complex. The record is from RefSeq and is a predicted model, not a curated record. NCBI's taxonomy places the organism in Eukaryota, Fungi, Ascomycota, Eurotiomycetes, Eurotiales, Aspergillaceae. The transcript is spliced from 2 exons. Gene Ontology annotation, biological process: snoRNA splicing.